Messenger RNA from Grammomys surdaster, 3084 nucleotides. RefSeq names its product syndecan 1 (gene Sdc1). Gene Ontology annotation, biological process: cell migration. Gene Ontology annotation, cellular component: cell surface; membrane. The transcript has 5 exons. The coding region runs from base 262 to 1203 and encodes 313 amino acids. Lineage: Eukaryota; Metazoa; Chordata; Mammalia; Rodentia; Muridae. The record is from RefSeq and is a predicted model, not a curated record.
UGUGGGUUUAUUAUAAGGCGGAGCUCGGCGGGAGAGGUGCGGGCCAGAGGAGACAGAGCCUGGCGCAGAGGAAGGAAUCUGGCAGUCGGGAGCAGACUCCAGCCGGCGGAACCUGCAGCCCUCGCUCGGGACAGCAGCGCGCAGGGCAGGAGUCCGGGACAGCAAAGCGCAGAGCAAUCAGCAGAGCCGGCCCGGAGCUCCGUGCAACCGGCAACUUCGACCCACGUAGCCCGCCGAGCUCCCGCCGCCGGUCCGGGCAGCAUGAGACGUGCGGCGCUCUGGCUCUGGCUCUGCGCGCUGGCGCUGCGCCUGCAGCCUGCCCUCCCGCAAAUUGUGGCUGUAAAUGUGCCUCCUGAAGAUCAGGAUGGCUCUGGGGAUGACUCCGACAACUUCUCUGGCUCGGGCACAGGUGCUUUGCCAGAUAUCACUUUGUCACGGCAGACGCCUUCCACUUGGAGGGAUGUGUGGCUCCUGACAGCCACGCCCACAGCUCCAGAGCUCACCAGCAGGGAUGCCGAGGCUGCUUUCACCUCCGUCCUGCCAGCUGGAGAGAAGCCCGAGGAGGGAGAGCCUGUGCUCCAUGUAGAAGCAGAGCCUGGCUUCACUGCUCGGGACAAGGAAAAGGAGGUCACCACCGGGCACAGGGAGACCACGCAGCUCCCGAUCACCCAACGGGUCUCAACAGCCAGAGUCACCACAGACCAGACAUCUGUCACAUCUCAUCCCCAUGGAGAUGUGCAGCCUGGCCUCCAUGAGACCCUGGCUCCCACAGCACCUGGCCAACCUGACCAUCACCAACCGCCAAGUGUGGAGGAUGGAGGUCCUUCUGUCAUCAAAGAGGUUGCCGAGGAUGGAGCUACCAAUCAGCUUCCUCCAGGAGAGGGCUCUGGAGAGCAGGACUUCACCUUUGAAACAUCUGGGGAGAACACAGCUGUGUCUGCAGUAGAGCCUGGCCUGCGGAAUCAGCCCCCGGUGGAUGAAGGAGCCACAGGUGCUUCUCAGGGCCUUUUGGACAGGAAGGAAGUCCUGGGAGGUGUCAUUGCUGGAGGCCUGGUGGGUCUCAUCUUUGCUGUGUGCCUGGUGGCUUUCAUGCUGUACCGGAUGAAGAAGAAGGACGAAGGCAGCUACUCCUUGGAGGAGCCCAAACAAGCCAAUGGCGGUGCCUACCAGAAACCCACCAAGCAAGAGGAGUUCUACGCCUGAUGGGGAAAUAGUUCUUCCCCCACAACCCCUGCCACUCACUGGGCUCCCACUUGCCUCUUCUGUGAAAAACUUCAAGCCCUGGCCUCCCCACCGCUGUGCCAUCUCCUCUGCACCCAGACCCUUCCAGCUGUUCCAGCCCGAGUGGUCCCAGGGUGUUCUGGGAAUUCAUUCUCUUUUGACUUCUGCCUAGAAGCUUGGGUGCAGAGGGUUUCUUGCAUCUGAUCUUUCUACCACAGCUACACCUGCUGUCCACUCUUCUGACUCGGUUUCUCCAAAUAGAGGAGACUCAGCUCUGGACAGAAAGGGGACCCAACUGCUUUGGACCUAGUUGGCCUAUUGUGGCUGGAGGAUCCUGGGGACAGGAGAGGGGCUUCGGCCGACACGCCAUAGCACUUACCCAUAGAGACCGCUAGGGUUGGCCGUGCUGUGGUAGGGGAUGGAGUCCAGGGCUCCUUGGAAUUCACUUCUCAUUGUGGGGAGGUCUACUUUAGACAACUUGGUUUUGCACAUAUUUCCUCUAAUUUCUCUGUUCGAGCCCCAGCAGACCUUACUUCUGGGGUAAGGCAAGUCAGUUGACUGGUGUCCCUCACCUCGCUUCCCUAAUCUACAUUCGGGAGACCACAUCGGGGUUAAUAAGACUUUUUUUUUGUUUUUGUUUUCAUUUUUUUAACCUAGAAGAACCAAAUCCGGACGCCAAAACGUAGGCUUAGUUUGUGUGUUGUCUCUGAGUUUGUCGCUCAUGCGUGCAACAGGGUAUGGACUAUCUGUAUGCUGCCCCAGUUUUGGUGGCCCAUAAGUAGGCUGGCUAGUCCAGGAUGCCAUGGAGAAGCCACCUCUUCACCAGUCAUGCCUGUGUGCAUGGACUCAGGGCCACAGUCUUGGCCUAGGCCACUGUGACAUUGGAAGAGCCUGUGUGAGAACUUAUUCCUAGGUCACAGUCUAGGGGGGAGGGGAGGAGACUUUAGAGUUUUGGGGGAGGGGUGGUAAGGGUACCCAAGACUCUCCCGCCUUUGAUACCAUCUCUGGUCACCCUUUCUCCUGGAUGUUGACAAGACACAUCCUGAGUAUGGCUGGUACUGGCUCCUCCACUGAGAACCAAGUUCACCUUCAGCUCCUGUGGCCCUGUCCCCAGGCUGGAGUCAAAAAUGUUUCCCAAAGAGUGAGAGUCUUUUGCUUUUGGCAAAACGCUACUUAAUCCAAUGGGUUCUGUACAGUAGAUUUUGCAGAUGUAAUAAACUUUAAUAUAAAGGAGUCCUAUGAACUCUACUGCUUCUGCUUCUUCUCUGGGCUGGUGGUGACAUAGCCAGCCUUUGCCCAAACCCUGGUAGCUCCGAGAAGCUUAGAUCAAGGCUAUACGCCUCCAGUCCUCCGAGGGGUAGGAUCCAGGGUUCCUCUGAUUUGUUGUUUUGUUUUGUUGUGUUUUUCUUUUGACUAAACUUCUUUUGGAAGUUGAUAGUUUCAGCCAAGGUUUAACAGGACCUGAUGUCUGUUCUUCUAAGUGGUUUAAGUAAUUGGGACUCUGGCACAUCUUGACCUGGGGUCACUAGAACUAAGCUUGCUUUGCAGAGCAGACACCUAGGGCAGCCUUCCUCCCUCAUGUUUGAUGGGACACUUCUGAGAAUUCCUUGCUUGCUUAGUUCAAUGAUGUUCCAGCUGCUGGCUAGGCUGCUCAGUGGCUCAGCUAGACAAAAGACCUGUGUGCCCCGUGUCUCAUCUCAGAACUUAUUGCCAGAUCGGAUGGCUGGAUGUGAUGGUGAGUGGGGGUGGGGUCUGAUCUGAGACAGGACUCAACUGAGGGCUUGCGAUACAGUGUCCAAGCCUCAGGCUGGGCCCAUUCAUAUAAUUGCAAUAAACGGUACGUGUCCGUUUGGACAGCAGACA